This is a messenger RNA of Daphnia carinata, 523 nucleotides long. RefSeq names its product anaphase-promoting complex subunit 15B-like. The coding region runs from base 237 to 482 and encodes 81 amino acids. The record is from RefSeq and is a predicted model, not a curated record. Gene Ontology annotation, cellular component: anaphase-promoting complex. NCBI's taxonomy places the organism in Eukaryota, Metazoa, Arthropoda, Branchiopoda, Diplostraca, Daphniidae. Gene Ontology annotation, biological process: regulation of mitotic cell cycle spindle assembly checkpoint. The transcript has 3 exons.
AAACGCCUAGGCUGCAAUCCUUUGAAGAUAAAUUCCAAAUUAUCAUUUAAUUUCUGUGUGCAAUUAAGCACGGUUGAUAUUGAUAAUCAAAUUUCAUUAGUUUUAAGUAUUUACCAUUACCUUUGGGAAUUUGUUGGAAACAGCAUGAAAAAGCUGGGAACCAUUCGCGUUUUACUGUUUCCUUGUUAAUAGUUGAUGGGGAAAACGAAUUGACCCAGUUGGAACAAGAACACCAAAUGUGGCUGAACUCAGUAGCUACGAAGAACAGUGAUAUGUUGCCUAUUGGAAAGACGUCGUCAGAGCCUGUAGACGAAGAUGAAGAUGAAGAAGAUGAGGAGGAACAUGAAGAUGAUGACAGCGAAAGUCGUGAAGCAGAAGACAGUGAUAUAGACUCCUUUACUGUCAAUGGGCCAAACUUUAAUCGUGACCUUGGUGAAGGUCCACCUAGACUUGCCAACCUUACUAUGGAUCUCAGUGAAUAAAAAGUCAAGCAAUGUGCAUUAGAGUUGCAUGUUUCAUUAAA